Messenger RNA from Babesia ovata, 927 nucleotides. Its product is annotated as UPF0406 family protein. Gene Ontology annotation, biological process: U6 snRNA 3'-end processing. NCBI's taxonomy places the organism in Eukaryota, Apicomplexa, Aconoidasida, Piroplasmida, Babesiidae. Bases 1 to 927 code for a protein of 308 amino acids. Gene Ontology annotation, molecular function: 3'-5'-RNA exonuclease activity. The transcript has 5 exons. Gene Ontology annotation, cellular component: nucleus. The record is from RefSeq and is a predicted model, not a curated record.
AUGACCCGGUCCGUCCCGCACAUUGUCGGCAACUUUCACACAUUGGUCUACAUCCGCGUGCCUGUAGAUGACCAGAUAUUGGCUUACGCGAGGAAGGCGGUCAAUCUGCUCAGGAGACUUAACUGCAGGGCCAAACUAGAAGGCUGCAUACCGGCUCAACGUGAAGACACGUCGGACAGCGACAACACGGAUGACGAAAGCACCAGACAAGGCAGCGCAUUCAAGAAGAAUCUACCAGAACAUCUUCAUCUAUCACUCUGCAAGCCCAUAUACCUAAAGCGGCAAUUUAUCAAACCGUUCACAGACCGACUCGAAGAGGUCCUGGCGAACGUGCGCCCCUUCUAUCUCCUACUAGACACGGAUAUCGCAAUAUGCGCAAACGAAGAACACAAUAGUUUCUUCGCGGUUUUGCCCGUGGAGGCACAAUGUCGCAACAGAUCGGUCGUACCUCUGAUCGACGCAGUGGACAGUGUCGUAGAGCUAUUCGGCUAUGACAGAUAUUAUGAGCAGAGACAACCCCACGUUUCGCUGGCGGUAACCGGGAACCUCAAACACGUGAUGCAACUUCUAUAUGAAGGGCAUGAAGAUGAUGAAAGAGAAUUAUACUCAUCUCAUCACUGGAGACAGGUAGAGCGCUUCUUAAACGACGCCCAAGAGGCUGAAGAUGCGAAUGAGAAGGAUGGAGGUGCAGUAGAAAAUGAUCGUACGAGUAAAAAUGAGCCUGAGAUUCACAAUGAGGACGUUGGUUCACCGGAGAAAACAUCCGCAGGUGACGUGCGGUAUACCUUUUACCAUGAGGAUCUCCAAACACAUACUGGCGAUGACGAUGGCGAACGCCCCGAACCGUUGUGCAUAUACGUCGAAGAUAUCCGUAUACAAGUUGGAUCGCAGACUACAGUAAUAAAACUUUCAAAAUCAGUAAUAUAG